This is a messenger RNA of Callorhinus ursinus (northern fur seal), 1456 nucleotides long. It is a transcript of the gene AIG1, whose product is annotated as androgen induced 1. Gene Ontology annotation, cellular component: membrane; endomembrane system. Lineage: Eukaryota; Metazoa; Chordata; Mammalia; Carnivora; Otariidae. The record is from RefSeq and is a predicted model, not a curated record.
GCGGCCGGCCAGUGUACCCCCGGCGCCCGCCCCCGCGCGCCCUGCGCCUCCAGCCCUCCCUCCCCGCUUUCCAGCCUGCCAGGCCUUUCGCGAACAUGGCGCUUGUCCCGUGCCAGGUGCUGCGGGUGGCGAUCUUGCUGUCCUACUGCUCUAUCCUGUGCAACUACAAGGCCAUCGAAAUGCCCUCGCAUCAGACCUACGGCGGGAGCUGGAAAUUCCUGACGUUCAUUGAUCUGGUCAUCCAGGCUGUCUUUUUUGGUAUUUGCGUGCUGACUGAUCUUUCCAGUCUCCUGACUAGAGGAAGUGGGAACCAAGAACAAGAAAGGCAGCUCAAGAAGCUCAUCUCACUCCGGGACUGGAUGUUAGCUGUCCUGGCCUUUCCUGUUGGGGUUUUCGUGGUAGCGGUCUUCUGGAUCAUUUAUGCCUAUGACAGAGAGAUGAUUUACCCAAAGUUGCUUGAUAAUUUUAUCCCAGGGUGGCUGAAUCACGGAAUGCACACAACAGUUUUGCCCUUUAUAUUAAUCGAGAUGAGGACAUCACACCAUGCGUAUCCCAGCAGGAGCAGUGGACUCGCCGCCAUAUGUACCUUCUCUGUUGGCUAUAUAUUAUGGGUAUGUUGGGUGCAUCAUGUAACUGGGAUGUGGGUGUACCCUUUCCUGGAACACAUUGGCUCAGGAGCCAGAAUCGUCUUCUUUGGGUCUACAACCAUCUUAAUGAACUUCUUGUACCUGCUGGGAGAAGUUCUGAACAGCUAUAUCUGGGAUACACAGAGAAGUAUGGAAGAAGAGAAAGAGAAGCCUAAAUUGGAAUGAGAUCUAAGUCUAAAUGAAAGAGUUGGAUUGAGCCAUCAUUGAAGACUGGUUACCCCCUGGGCAUUGGCAGUGCAGGAGAGGAAGCAUCCAAGAAAGCAGUGGAAUUCACCUCGGCACCUUUAUAGAGAAACAUAUAUAAGGAUAGAAUACAGUUAUAUCCCAAAUAACUUGCCCUCAUUAUGUUUUAAAGAAUUCUUUCCAAAUUCAUUAUUGAUAAUAACAUCUUUUUUUUCCUCUUCUAGUUUUUAAAACUAAAGUUGGUCAUUGGAUUUCACUUUUUGCCAUUGUAAUUCCAUUUAAUUGAGGAAGAAUAAAACCCUAUUGUGUUUCUUGUUAAGAAAUAUGUGAAAGUCAAAGGGGCAGAUGUAGAGCAAGGCAUUCGAGUAUUGAGUCCUGCAGGUGUCUGAGAAAAUGAGCCCAGGCCACAGGGCAAGUCUGAAGGAAAUGUGAUGGAUUGUUCCCUAUUGCAAUAAUGUCACAGUUGCCUCAAACAGGCAAUGUUAGUAAUAAUUACAUCAAUUUAGUCAAAACCCUGAGUGUAUUUGGAUCUCAUGAUUUAAUCUUGUGAAACUUUUCCUAUAUGCAAACUGAAACUUUAAUAAAGACCAAACAACCCCAAUGUGAUAACUGCAUGGCAUAUUAAA